This is a messenger RNA of Enhydra lutris kenyoni (northern sea otter), 2159 nucleotides long. It is a transcript of the gene NSMCE4A, whose product is annotated as NSE4 homolog A, SMC5-SMC6 complex component. Gene Ontology annotation, cellular component: nucleus; Smc5-Smc6 complex. The transcript has 11 exons. The coding region runs from base 1 to 1158 and encodes 385 amino acids. Gene Ontology annotation, biological process: DNA repair. Lineage: Eukaryota; Metazoa; Chordata; Mammalia; Carnivora; Mustelidae. The record is from RefSeq and is a predicted model, not a curated record.
AUGUCGGGGGACAGCAGCGGCCGCCGGUCCGAGGGCCGGGGCCGGGGCCGGGGCCGCGACCCGCACCGGGAUCGCGCCCGCUCCCGCUCGCGGUCCCCGCUGUCGCCCGUGUCCCGCCGCGGCGCCGCGCCGGAGCGCAGGGAGGCCCCGGAGCGCCCGAGCCUGGAGGAGACGGAGCCGUCGGAUUCCGGGGACGAGAUGGUGGACCCCGCGAGCCUGGAGGCGGAGACCGACCACGGCCUGUGCCGCCAGAUCCGCCAUCAGUACCGGGCGCUCAUCAACUCGGUCCAACAAAACCGUGAGGAUAUACUGAAUGCCAGCGACAAAUUAACAGAGGUCCUUGAAGAGGCCAACACUCUGUUUAAUGGAGUGUCCCGAGCAAGAGAAGCCGUGCUGGAUGCCCAGUUUCUUGUUUUGGCUUCAGAUUUGGGCAAAGAGAAAGCAAAGCAGCUGCGUUCUGAUCUGAACUCAUUUGAUAUGUUAAGAUAUGUUGAAACUCUACUGACACAUAUGGGUGUAAAUCCGCUAGAAGCUGAAGAACUCAUCCGUGAUGAAGAUAGUUCUGAUUUUGAAUUCAUAGUCUAUGACUCCUGGAAAAUAUCAGGCAAAACAGCAGAAAACACCUUUAAUAAAACCCAUACAUUCCACUUUCUGUUGGGUUCAAUACAAGGAGAGUUCCCUGUGCCAAAGCCACGAAGCGAUCGUCCAAGAAAAGGUCCCACGACAGAAGAGAAGAAGACAAUGCCUGACCAGUUAAAUGAAAUGGAAGAGUCUCAUCAAGAAGCAACGGAAAAAGAAGUGGAAAGAAUUUUGGGAUUGCUGCAGACGUAUUUUCGAGAAGAUCCUGAUACACCUAUGUCCUUCUUUGACUUUGUGGUUGAUCCACAUUCUUUCCCCCGGACAGUGGAAAACAUCUUUCAUGUUUCCUUCAUUAUAAGGGAUGGUUUUGCAAGAAUAAAGCUUGACCAAGACCGACUGCCGAUAAUAGAGCCUGUUAAUAUUAAUGAAGAAAGUGAGGGAAUUGACCAAAACACCCAAAUUAGGAAUCAAGGAAUCAUAGCUCUGAGUUACCGGGACUGGGAGGAGAUCGUGAAGACCUUUGAGAUCUCAGAGCCGGUGAUCGCUUCAGGCCAGAGCCAGCCAAGGCUAAGCACCUGACACCAGCAAAGGACUCAAAUGGAUAGUGAGAUCCAAAAAGGAAAGCAGCAUGUAUUGUAUAUAUUGUAUGAUUAAACAUUUUUAAAAGACAGAUUGUUUUUAGUAAAAUGUAGCUUUUGAUAGUUAAUGAAUUUGUCAUGGUUGUCUUUGAUUAAAGGAAAUUCACUGCCAUAUUCACAAAUAAUUGUAGUUACUCUUUAUUUUCCCAUCAUGCCAGAGUCUGCCCUUUCUCCAGUCCUGUCCCACUGAAACUCUGUUGGCUAGGUUGUUACAGCCUGUACAGCAUUAUGGUUCUUUUCACGCCUCUUUAGCUGUAAAAUUAGCUGGUCAAGUCCACAAAUCUUAGGUUGAACUAUAUGAAAUUGUUUUGUAAGGAAAACACAGUCACAUAUCAGCAGUUUUAUAGGCGCAGCCUGUGAUUUAGACAUAGGAAACUCUUUCAGUCGUCUCCCAGGCCAGGCUGGACACUUGUCCCCAGCGGCAGUCCUGUCUGCACACACACCACAGAAGAAAACCAUCCUGCAGGGUGGACACCCCCCCCCCACCCCCCACCCCCGUGCUUCCCAUCUUUGCUGGCCCCUCAGGCCUGGCUUUGAUGUUUUUUUGCCCCUCCCUCAUCCCCUUUCCCACUCUCCAGCAUUCUACAUCUUCCUUCUCUGGGUCCCAGUCCUUCCUGGUGCGCGGGUGUGUCCGCCACCCUCCAUACCUAGCGCUUUCCCUUCAACCAUGGUUAUCUCUCAUAAAACAACUGUCGUGACCUUUAGUUACUGUCCUGUCUCUUCCUGGAAUAAGAAUUACUUGCGUGCUCCCCUUCUGGCCAUCCUGGAACCUGGGCUGAGGAGCACCUCCUUCCCCAGCAUUCCCCAGAGGCUGUUUUCGGCCAAAUUGGGGAUUCCUUCCCAAAUAGUUUGAUCCCAGGGUUAAAUGCUAUGCAUUUGACACUUAAAAAUCCACUCCUGGAGGGGUGCCCGGGUGGCCCAGUCGGUUAAGUGUCUGACUCU